AUGUCGUUUGUGGCCGGUGCUGGGUUCGGCAACUACGACCGCACGGCACAGGCCUCGGGCGCACCACCCAUAGCUUCGCCUCGACACGAGGAGAUGGACGACGACACCAACCCGCUGGAGAAGACCAUCUCCCACAAGUCGCACAAGUCACACAAGUCGCACAAGUCGGCCGCGCGCCCACACACCGGCUCCGGCGCCCCCAUGGAGAAGGGCAUGACCCCCGAGUCGGAUUCCACCCAGGACGGUGACGAGACCGAUGAGAUGGAAAGGCGCGCCUCCAUUGUGCAGGCCCUGGCCCGCCGCUACACCACCCAGUCGCACGCCACCGGAGCCCAUGGCAGCAACCCGUUUCUCGACGCCGGCGAGGACUCGCCCCUGAACCCGGCCUCGCCCAACUUCAAUGCGCGGACGUGGGCAAAGUCCGUCGUCGAGAUGGACAAGGCCGGCUUUCGUUCGGCCGGUGUCUGCUUCCAGAACUUGAAUGUGCACGGCUUUGGUCAGGCCACUGAUUACCAGAAGGACGUCGCGAACGUCUGGCUCGAAGCCGCCGGCUUGGCGCGCAAGGCUGUGGGAUUGGCCAAGAAGAGAAAGAUCGACAUCCUGCGCAACUUCGACGGCCUGGUGCGCAAGGGCGAGAUGCUGGUCGUGCUGGGCCCUCCUGGAUCUGGAUGCUCGACCUUUCUGAAGUCCAUUUCCGGAGAGACCAACGGAAUUUAUGUGGAUGAGAACUCCUACUUCAACUACCAAGGUGUGACGGCCAAGGAGAUGCACUCACACCACAAGGGUGAGGCAAUCUAUACCGCCGAGGUUGACGUGCAUUUCCCCAUGUUGACUGUUGGCGAAACCUUAACGUUCGCGGCCCGAGCCCGUGCGCCUCGAGAGUUGCCGGCUGGAGUUGACCGAAACACAUACUCCAACCACCUGAGGGACGUCACGAUGGCCAUGUUCGGCAUCUCCCACACCAUCAACACCCGUGUUGGCAACGAAUAUGUCCGCGGUGUGUCGGGAGGUGAGCGCAAGCGUGUCACCAUCUCCGAGGCCGCCUUGAGCCGCGCGCCCCUCCAGUGCUGGGACAACAGUACCAGAGGUCUCGACAGUGCCAACGCCGUCGAGUUCUGCAAGACCCUCCGCCUGCAGACCGAGCUCUUCGGCUCCACCGCUUGCGUGUCAAUCUACCAGUCCCCUCAGAGCGCUUACGAGCUCUUUGACAAGGCACUCGUGCUUUACGAAGGCCGUCAGAUCUACUUUGGCCGUGCCGAGGAAGCCCGCCAGUACUUCAUCAACCUCGGCUUCGAAUGCCCGGCCCGCCAGACUGCGCCUGAUUUCCUGACCUCCAUGACCAGUCCCCUGGAGCGUAUCGUCCGCAAGGGCUUCGAGGGCAAGGCGCCUCGCACGCCCGAUGAGUUCGCUCUCGCCUGGAAAAACAGCGCCGAGUACAAGGCCCUCCAGGUCGAGAUCGAGGAGUACAAGAAGGAGCACCCGCUCAACGGCCCUGACGCUGAGGUGUUCCGAGCCAACAAGCGCCAGGCUCAGGCCAAGGCCCAGCGUGCCAAGUCUCCUUACACACUCUCAUACGUGCAGCAGAUCAACCUCUGCUUGUGGCGCGGUUUCCGUCGACUUAUUGGUGACCCCAGUCUGACCGUUGGUUCGCUCAUUGGUAAUACUGUCAUGGGUCUCAUCAUCGGUAGUGUCUUCUACAACCUGCAACCCACCACGUCUAGUUUCUUCCAACGAGGAGCCUUGCUCUUCUUCGCUUGUCUUACGAACGCCUUCUCCUCUGCUCUCGAAAUCCUCACGCUCUACGCCCAACGUCCAAUUGUCGAAAAGCAAAGUCGUUACGCAAUGUACCAUCCGUCUGCAGAAGCUGUGGCAUCCAUGCUGACGGAUAUGCCCUACAAGAUUCUCAACACUAUCGUCUACAACCUGGUUCUCUACUUCAUGACAAACCUUCGACGGGAGCCCGGCGCGUUCUUCUUCUUCCUGCUGAUCUCUUUCACCGUCGUCCUUGCCAUGAGUAUGAUUUUCCGGACAAUCGCUUCUGCUUCGCGAACGCUCUCUCAGGCCAUGGUACCGGCAGCCAUCAUCAUUUUGGCACUCGUCAUCUUUACCGGUUUCGUCAUUCCUAUCGACUACAUGUUGGGUUGGUGUCGCUGGAUCAACUAUCUCGACCCUCUUGGCUAUGCCUUCGAGUCGCUCAUGGCAAACGAGUUCACCGGCCGACAGUUCUUGUGUACCGAAUACGUGCCUAGCUUGCUGGCUUACCCGAAUGUUGGCCCCAUGAACCAUGUCUGCAGUGCUGUGGCCUCUGUCGCAGGUAGCGAUUUCGUGGAUGGAGAAGCAUACAUCAACAGCGCCUUCCGGUACUACAACGGGAACCGCUGGCGAAACUGGGGUAUCACCAUUGCUUUCAUCAUCUUCUUCUUGUUCACCUACAUGGUUUCCGCGGAGCUGGUCUCUGAGAAGAAGUCCAAGGGUGAAGUCCUCGUCUUCCGCCGUGGUUACAGGCCAGCACAGUUCAAGGAGUCCAAGGACGAUGCGGAAGAGGGCAUGAUGCGUGUUGGUCCCACCGCCACGAACGAGAGGGCCACUGCUGCCGCCAACAAGGAUACCUCUGCUGUUAUUCAGCAGACGUCGAGUGUCUUCCACUGGAACAAUGUGUGCUACGACAUUAAGAUCAAGGGCGAGCCUCGCCGUAUCUUGGACAACGUUGACGGAUGGGUGAAGCCCGGUACAUUGACGGCCUUGAUGGGAGUUUCCGGUGCCGGAAAGACAACGCUUCUGGAUGCCUUGGCUAGUCGCAUUACCAUGGGUGUGAUCACUGGUGAGAUGCUUGUUGAUGGACGACUCCGCGACAACUCAUUCCAGCGUAAGACUGGCUAUGUCCAGCAACAGGAUCUACACUUGGCUACCACCACUGUCCGCGAAGCCCUGAACUUCUCCGCCCUCCUCCGUCAGCCUGCCGAUGUCCCCCGUGCGGAGAAGUUGGCAUACGUCGACGAAGUUAUCAAGCUGCUAGACAUGGAGGAAUAUGCAGAUGCCGUUGUCGGUGUUUUGGGCGAGGGUCUGAACGUCGAGCAAAGAAAGCGUCUUACCAUCGGUGUUGAACUCGCUGCCAAGCCCCCUUUGCUGCUCUUUGUCGACGAACCCACUUCUGGUCUGGACUCUCAAACCUCAUGGGCCAUCCUGGACCUGCUUGAGAAGUUGACCAAGGCUGGUCAAGCCAUUCUUUGCACAAUCCAUCAACCUUCCGCUAUGCUGUUCCAGCGCUUCGACCGUCUGCUCUUCUUGGCCAAGGGUGGUCGCACUGUCUACUUUGGUGACAUUGGCGAGAACUCCAAAACCAUGACAUCUUACUUUGAACGUCACGGCGCGCCUCCCUGCCCCGCAGAUGCCAACCCGGCUGAAUGGAUGUUGGACGCCAUCGGCGCCGCCCCUGGAAGCCACACCGAGAUCGACUGGUUCCAGACGUGGCGCGACAGCACCGAGUACAGCCAAGUCCAGGCUGAGCUCCAGCGCCUGAAGGAUGAUGCCUCGGACGAGCCGCCUGCAACUGAAGAUAGGGGUUCCUACCGCGAAUUUGCCGCCUCGUUCUUCACUCAGCUGCAGGAGGUUUCUUACCGUGUGUUCCAGCAAUAUUGGCGAACUCCAUCGUACAUCUACUCCAAGGCUGCCCUUUGCAUCCUUGUUGCCCUCUUUAUCGGUUUCGUCUUUUUCAAAGCCCCCAACUCGGUCCAGGGUCUCCAGAACCAGAUGUUCGCCAUCUUCAACCUUCUCACCGUCUUCGGUCAACUCGUCCAGCAGACCAUGCCGCACUUUGUCGUUCAGCGGUCCUUGUAUGAGGUCCGUGAGCGGCCGUCCAAGGUCUAUGGUUGGAAGGUAUUCAUGCUCUCGCAAAUCAUUGUGGAACUUCCCUGGAACACCCUCAUGGCCGUCUUCAUGUUUGUCUGCUGGUACUACCCCGUCGGUCUCAACCAGAACGCCAUCGCAGCCGGACAGGAGACGGAGCGAGGAGCGCUGAUGUUCCUGCUUCUCUGGGUCUUCCUCCUGUUCACGUCGACCUUUACCGACAUGAUCAUCGCCGCUUUCGAGACUGCCGAGGCUGGUGGCAACAUUGCUAACUUGCUCUUCAUGUUGUGCUUGAUCUUCUGUGGUGUCCUCGCCUCUCCCGACACGUUCCCCCGCUUCUGGAUCUUCAUGUACAGACUCAGCCCGUUCACGUAUCUGAUCUCUGCCAUGUUGUCGACUGCCGUUGCCAACACGGAGGUCACCUGUGCCGACAACGAAUACCGCCAGUUUGAGCCCCUCCAAGGCCAAACCUGCUACGAGUACAUGGAGCCCUACAUCCAGAACGUGGGCGGCUACCUCCGGGAUGACAACGCCACGGACAUCUGCAGUUACUGCACCGUCAAGGACACCAACGUGUUCCUCAGCAGCGUCGGGUCCUCGUACGCCGACCGGUGGCGCAACUUUGGCAUCCUCUGGGCCUACAUCAUCUUCAACAUCUUCGGCGCCCUCUUCCUCUACUGGCUCACACGUGUGCCCAAGCACGCCAAGAAGGCAGAGAAGCCCAAGAAGUCGGCCCAGAUCGCAGCCGAAGCUGCCGCAAGUGGGGAGAAGCAGAAGUCUGGCGAGGCGGGCGAGACCUCGACAGCCACGUCAUAA
Molecule: messenger RNA, 4662 nt
Organism: Neoarthrinium moseri
Lineage: Eukaryota; Fungi; Ascomycota; Sordariomycetes; Amphisphaeriales; Apiosporaceae
Exons: 2
Coding region: 1-4662 (1553 amino acids)
Biological process (GO): transmembrane transport
Cellular component (GO): membrane
Molecular function (GO): ABC-type transporter activity; ATP binding; ATP hydrolysis activity
Source: RefSeq, a predicted model, not a curated record